Messenger RNA from Sphaeroforma arctica JP610, 661 nucleotides. RefSeq lists its product as hypothetical. The annotation marks the transcript as partial. The transcript has 4 exons. The record is from RefSeq and is a predicted model, not a curated record. Lineage: Eukaryota; Ichthyosporea; Ichthyophonida.
GCCAACAAUGAAAAGCUGGAUGCGGAGCAUGCCGAAAGUCCUUUCACUCAUGCAGUGCCGUUUCAAGUACCACAAACCGCUCCCAUCACCAAAGAGAGCACUGACAGUUUGACUGGGCCACAGGAAGCGCUGGGGAAGACUAAGUCUCUGAAGAAGCGAGAUUGGCGCCCGUCAUUCUCGUACCUGACGUCUGGGUCGUCCAAAACCAACCCACUCUCCACCAAAGCAACACAGGGCAACCACAACAGCAUCACAUCCACGCAGACCGCCAAAGGGCCUCUCACCAGUACAACCAAGUCAGGCACUUCGUUGCUGAAACGGUCGCAGUCUCAGACUAACCCAACCGCUCGUGGCAUGUCACUGAAGAAACCCGCCAGUCCCACCGCCAAAGCCCUGACCGCUGCGAAAGCCAAAGCCAGUACCACCGGCAGCCUGAAUCUGGACAAACCGCUCCAAACCAUACACGCCAAAUCGGGAAAGGAUGAUAGCAAACCUGCCAGUUUAAACCUCAAAACCCAAAAGGUUCGGCCCGUUUCUGACCCAGAACCAGGUGCACAGACACCACAACCACACGCUGCGAUUGCCGCGUCCAUCUCCACCCUACAACCGACGGUGCACGGAUACUUCCUCAUCGCAAUGCAUCGAGUGUGUGACAUGCCGG